This is a messenger RNA of Esox lucius (northern pike), 601 nucleotides long. Its product is annotated as hemoglobin subunit beta. The record is from RefSeq and is a predicted model, not a curated record. Gene Ontology annotation, cellular component: haptoglobin-hemoglobin complex; blood microparticle; hemoglobin complex. Bases 70 to 516 code for a protein of 148 amino acids. Gene Ontology annotation, molecular function: organic acid binding; peroxidase activity; haptoglobin binding. NCBI's taxonomy places the organism in Eukaryota, Metazoa, Chordata, Actinopteri, Esociformes, Esocidae. The transcript is spliced from 3 exons. Gene Ontology annotation, biological process: hydrogen peroxide catabolic process; oxygen transport.
GUCAGAAAACUCAGUGAUCCUUUGGAACAUUUUGCAAGUGCCAACGGAAAUCAACAAACAAACGUCAUCAUGGUCGACUGGACAGAUGCUGAGCGCAGUGCCAUCCUUGGUCUUUGGGGAAAGAUCAGCGCGGACGAGAUCGGACCCCAGGCCUUUGCCAGAUGUCUGAUCGUGUUUCCUUGGACUCAGAGGUACUUCAGCUCCUUCGGUAACCUGUCCACACCCGCUGCCAUCAUAGGUAACCCCAACGUGGCUAAGCAUGGGAGGACCGUGAUGCACGGACUGGACAAAGCUAUUCAGAACCUGGAUGACAUCAAGAACACAUACGCUGCUCUCAGUGUGAAGCACUCCGAGAAACUGCACGUGGAUCCCGACAAUUUCAGGGUCCUCGCCGAAUGCAUCACCGUGUGCGUGGCCGCAAAACUCGGGCCUGCAGUUUUCAAUGCUGAUACUCAGGAAGCCUUCCAGAAGUUCCUGUCUGUCGUUGUCUCGGCUCUCGGCAGACAGUACCACUGAGCAGCACUCCACAACAUCAAUAUGGAAGAGAGAUGAUACUCAAACGUCAGUCUAUUCGUCUGAAAGCGCUGCCAUAUCUACAAAU